Drosophila arizonae is the source of this 2651-nucleotide messenger RNA. RefSeq names its product dnaJ homolog subfamily C member 16 l(3)80Fg (gene l(3)80Fg). The record is from RefSeq and is a predicted model, not a curated record. Lineage: Eukaryota; Metazoa; Arthropoda; Insecta; Diptera; Drosophilidae.
GUGCAUUGCCAGCAUGGCCUAAACUUUUGAAUAUAUGUAUAAUAUAUAUUCCAACAAAAAUCAAUAAGCUCAUCUGUCAUUCUUCGUAUCUGGAGCACGGACCAUCCCCCAAAAAGCACGCAGACCAGCACAAAAAAAAAAAAAACGGAAAAAAGAAAAACUUAUGAAAAAAGAAGGAUACAUUGUAUAAAUUGUGUGAUAAAACACUCGUCAUGUUGGGGCAAAUUCGAAAAUUCAAUGUGCUAAUAUUUUGCACAUUGAUUGCCAUCUGUGUGGCUGUCAUGAAUGAUCCGUAUAAGGAACUCGGUGUCAGCUCCACAGCAUCCGCACAGGAAAUUCGACGAGCGUAUAAGCAGUUGGCCAAGGAGUGGCAUCCGGAUAAGAGUAAUCAUCCGGAUGCGGAGCGUAAGUUUGUACAGAUCAAAAAGGCCUACGAGCUGUUGAGCGACACCGAUCGACGACGUAUUUACGAUAAACACGGCAUUACUAGCGAGGAUUCGCAUUUCUUAAAACAAAAACAUGAUUACAGCAACUACAAUCGAUUUGGGUUCGAUCCAGUGGAAGAAUUCUUUGGUAAGCAAUUCGGGUUCGACCAGGAUAUCAGCUUGUAUCAUAAACUCUCUGUCACUUCCAAUUACUUUGAGCAUACCAUCAUACCGAAGAGCAAGACCAAGUUGCAUAUUAUAAUGUUCUACAACGAUUGGUGUUUCGGUUGUAUUCGAAUUGUGGGAGCGUUCAAGAAGCUGAUCGACACCUUCGAGCCACUGGGAAUAUCCUUUGUCACCAUAAAUGCCGCCCACGAGCCAACCAUAUUGCGCAAAACUGGAGCAGAUGAUAUACCAAGAAUGGUGCUGGUGCUCGGCGGGCAUAGCUAUGUCUAUCGCGAGAAUAUCUAUACACAGCAGAAGUUGGCCGAAUUUAUACGCAAGAAGAUGCCCUUUAAGAUCGGUCAGCGCGUAAAUGAUGAAAAUGUCGACGAGUUUCUGAGUGGUUGGACAGAUAAUCGGGUGCGUGCUCUGGUCUUGGAGCCGCGAAGCGUAACCAGGCUGAGAUAUCUGAUAAGCGCCUUUGCCUUCCAUGAUCGUGUGGCUUUUGGCUUUGUGGAUCUAACUAGCAAGGCUUGUAGUCUCAUGGCUGAUCGUUUUAAAGUCAAUCCCAAGUUAGAUACACUCUUCCUGUUCAAUGAGGACUCUGUGCGAGCUGUUGCUAGCAUUUCUAUGGCUGAUAUACCCACACAAACACUGGACAACAUCAUCUCCACAAAUCAAUUCCUUUCGCUACCCAGACUUUCCUCGCAGGAUGUGCUCGAAGGGGUUUGCCCAGCCGAAUGGAAUAGACCAAGGAAGCGUUUGUGUGUAAUACUUAUUACAGAAAACUCGCCCGAAUAUGAUAUAGCACGAGGUGCCUUGCGGCAUAUUGCUCUAGAGUCUGGCUAUAGCUUGGAGAGAGUUCGCUUUGCGUAUAUGUACAAGGAGAAGCAGGCAGAUUUCCUUAAUGCCAUUUCGAAGGGCUCCUUCGAGGACAAUCUAUUGAGGCUCGUCGUCAUCUGGCGGCGUGAUAGCACCCAAAUCAAAUACGAGUGGGUGGACGGUGCCAAGUUGGAUAUUAAGACGGACGACUAUCUGAACAAUAGCGCCAUCAAUGCCACGAAACAUGAGAUAAAUCUAACCAUACAACGACUGUUGAAGACGUCGGAGGCAUUAACCUACGAGGCAUUCGUCCAGAAUUUAUUGGAUGAGCAUGCUCAAGGCAUGUUGAGCAAAUGGAUCACUAGGCUACUCUACCUAGUAGAUUAUCUAUCCGAUAAUAUCGAAGACGAACAUCUCUUUGCUGCCCUAUCGCUGUUGGGCACCAUCGCAUUUAUGUUUGGCAUUGGCUACGUCAUGAUGUACUUUGUGCGCGCCGAGGAGGAGACUCUAAAGGCGCAAGGACAGCUCAACAACGCCGGACAAUGCAACAAGCAGAGCAAACAUGUGCCGGAGUUGAAGCUUUACGAGCUAAGGGCAGAGAAAUAUAAUGGUCUAGUGCGCCUGCUGAAGCCCGGCUGUCGUACAAUCCUAUUAAUAACCGAUCUGCAGAGUCGGGCCAAGCUGAUUCCUCCUUAUCAUCGCGCUGUUUGGCCUUAUAGACGUACCAAAACCCUUAUCUUUGGCCAUAUGCUCAUUGAGAAGGGCUUGUCCUGGUACUCUGAACUGCUACGCUUGUCGCUAUGCACAAAUCAGAAGCUACAAAUCAAUCCCAGAAAUUGUGUUGGCACUGUAAUAGCCUUAAAUGGACACCGCAAGUAUUUCUGCGUAUAUCAUGCCAAGCAUCCAGAAUGCGCACGCGGUACCAAGCGAAUGAUCAAGAUGACCAAACAAUUGCUGGAUCGCAACGAUGAUCCAGAGAUUGGUAACUUCCUGGGGGUUAACUACUCCGAAGAAUCAGAUGUCGAAUCGAAUGUGCUAUUCGAGGACAAUUUGCUAGAUGGUCUCAGCAAUUGGCUAGAUCGUUUAUUCGAGGGAACAACACACAGAUAUUACAUCAACUAUUGGCCCGAUUUUCCCACAAAGUAAACUUCAUAAAGUGUUUAAGUAUGUGUAAAUUACUUUGUCAGCCCGCAAUUUCUUGUAAAUCCUUUCUAGUCAAUAAUAAAAAGAAAACGAACAAUC